CGUCAUUUUUUUUGUAAUAUUCAUUUAAGUUUAGCAGUGUGGUUAAGGUUAGGUUUAAAAAAUCCCAAUUUAAGAAGAUAAAUAGUAGAAAUAGGCGGAGUUUAUGACUUUGUGGCUGUGGCAACCAUGGUGAUAAUGGUGCUUUCACGACAACAGGGAACAAGGUCAUAUCAAAUCUUAUUUGUCACAUGCACUGAAUAUAACAGGUAUAGUAGACCUUACCGUGAAAUUCUUACUUAUAAGCCCUUAAGAACAAUGCAACUCGAGAAAUAGUUUAAAAAAAAAUAUGAACAAAAACAAAUAUUUAAAAAAGUAACAAGAAAAUGACAUAACAAUAAUGAGGCUAGAUAAAGGGGAUACCUGUACAGAGUCAAUAUGCGUGGGUAAAGGUUGGUUAAAGUAAUUUGUCAAGUGACGAUGCAUAGAUAAUAAACAGAGUAGCAGCAGUGUGGAAACGAAGGGGAGGUGGGGGGGUGUAAAUGUAAAUAGUCCGGGUGGCCAUUUUAAUAAUUGUUCUGCAGUCUUAUGGCUUGGGGGUAGAAGCUGUUAAAGAGCGUUUUGGUCCUAGACUUGGAGCUCCGGUACCGCUUGUCAUGCGGCAGCAGGGAGAACAGUCUAUGACUUGGGUGACUGGAGUUUUAGAUCAUUUUUUGGGCCUUCCACUGACACCACCUAGUAUAUAGGUUCUGGAUGUCAGGAAUUUUGGCCCCAGUGAUGUACCUACCUUAGACCACUGCGCCACCCGAGAGGCCCCUAGAUCAUACUUUUUGGAGAAAUGUCCUCUGGUCUGAUGAAACAAAAAUAGAACCUGUUGGCCAUAAUGACCAUCCUUAUGUUUGGAGGAAAAAGUGAGAGGCUUGCAAGCCGAAGAACACCAUCCCAACCGUGAAGCACGGGGUGGCAGCAUCAUGUUGUAGGGGUGCUUUUCUGCAGGAGGGACUGGUGCACCUCACAAAAUAGAUGGCUUCAUGAGGUGUGAAAAUUACGUGGAUAUAUUGAAGCAACAUCUCAAGACAUCAGUCAGGAAGUUAAAGCUUUGUCGCAAAUGGGUCUUCCAAAUGGACAAUGACCCCAAGCAUACUUCCAAAGUUGUGGCAAAAUGGCUUAAGGACAAUAAAGUCAAGGUAUUGGAGCCCUGACCUCAAUCCUAUAGAAAACCCCUGACCUUAAUCCUAUAGAAAAUUUGUAGGCAGAACUGAAAACCUUGCGCAAGCAAGGAGGCCUACGAACCUUACUCAGUUACACCACUUCUGUCAGGAGGAAUGGGACAAAAUUCACCCAACUUAUUGUGGUAAGCUUGUGGAAGGCUACCUGAAAUGUUUGACCCAAGUUAAACAAUUUAAAGGUAAUGCUAAAUACUAAUGCCAAAUACUAAUUGAGUGUGUGUAAAUUUCUGACAUAAAUAAAAAAGUAAACCUGGGCUAUUAAUUACAUCAUUUUUUCCACAUGGUUGGGGUGCCAGAAUUUUCAGAUAUCAAAAUGGUGUCAUGGGCCAAAGAAGUUUGGAGGGCAUGCAGUAAACCCCUGGGGCUUCCACAAAGUCAAAUUGGCAUAUUGUAACAAGUCAUGAAAACAAACAUUUGCUUUUUGGUCAUAAUUCAAGGUUAGGGUUAGCAGUGUGAUUACGGUUAGAGUUUAAAAUCACAUUUUAAGAAGAUAAAUUGUAGAAAUAUAAUGAGUUUGUGACUUUGUAGCUGUGGUACCUAGUGACGACCAACAUACAGGAACGGCCCGAAUAGGCCCACAGUUCACUUUCUUGAAGCUGGGGGGCAAUGUUGAGUCGAUAUAGAAUAUGGGGUUUCCAUGGAAAUAGGGGAACGCUGACUUCUCGCUCAGCAGACAGUAAGGUGUCAAACAAACAAUCAUCAGCUGUUUUGUGAAGUUUUAGCUAGCCAACAUGGGUAAGAAGAAGUCAUCAGAUGAAGACAAAACUACGUUGGCGGAGGCCUUUAUCAAUUUUCAGCUCCAAGUUAAGCGAAAGGAAAUACAUGAGUGCCAGGAGGAGGUCAGUCAACUCGAGACAAAGAAGCAAAGAUACACAGAAUUGAGGGAGCAGUUGAAAGAGGAGCAGUUGGGGCACAUCAAGGUCUUGCGGAAGCAGGCUAAAGAACAGGAGAGUAAGCUGGAGCAGAGAGAGGUGGUCAACAAAGAGCAGGUGGAGCAAGCUCUGCAGCAGAACUUGGAGCUAGUCCGCAGCCAGGAGAAAGAACUGGCAGAGCUGCGUGCUGAAGUCAUCCGCCUGGAGGAGGAAGUGCUCGUCAUGCAGGCCGAGAGGCACAUCAGGCAGGAGUAUAAGAUGGCCGGAAGCCAAGAGCACCAGCAGCAGAUCCAACACCUGGAGGCUGAGCUGACUCAGAUGCAGAAGGGGUUUCAGGAGAUGGCAGACAACAUUCAGCGCUCGCUUGAUGUAACUUUCAAUGAAAUUGACAAGAAGACAGUGCAUCUCAUAGAUGACAAAAAACAACUGGCUACAGAGAGGGCCAUCAAACACCUUGACAAGCACAGCCGACAGGAGAUCAAAGAGAAUGAGUGGCUGAAGAGAGAGCUUGCUAUUUACACAAGAGAGGUAUCCAUUACAGCAUUGGCCGUCCAACAACUGGAGGAGGAGAAUCUUGAGCACAUGGGUCAACUGUUUGAGCAUCGCCUGGAAGACCUGCACAUCUCUAGAAACGUCUUCCUGACUCAGGCGGCCGGCCUGGGACCCUCUGACUCCACAGUACAGGAGACCAUUAUGAAGAACGGGGUAAGCAGCAGCCCCGUACCUCCCCUCCACCCAGCAACAGAAGCAUGGCGGGCUCAAAAGCAGGCCAAAGAGUUGGAGAGGGAUGAAACAAGUGGCAGCUGCAGUGAGGCAGCCUACAGGCCAACAGGGGACCCCCUUCAGGACCUCAGUGUGCUUCUGUACGGCAGCCAGACCUACCUGCAGCAGGGAGACAUGCACCUGGGCCCUCUGGAGAUGAAGCUGCUGACUGUGGUGGGCCAGGCUCUUCCCCUGCACCCUGUGCCAGCCGAGACCCCCGGCUCCAAAGGCUCCUCCUCAGCUCCAGAGAUGCUCCAGGCUCCCGAAGACUGGCCCCUCACUGCCCGCAUCAUCCACAAGAGGUUCAAGUAGCCAGGCCCAAGCACUAAUACACACACACACACACUUUUGUAAAUGUAGCAUUGGCCUCAUGUUGGGAUCAGAGACAUAUUACCAUUAAACCUGCAAUGAUACUACAAACUCAAGGGUCUAAGAAUAUAUUCUUAAGCAACAAUUGUGCCACAUGAUGCUUCACAGGUUUAAAGUAGCUCAGAGUAGAAGUAUUGAUCUAGGUUCUGUCCAUAUAAAUCUCAUUCAGAUCUAUAAAACGGACUCACAUGUAACUGACGUUAAAAUGUCGAUACAGACCCAGGUUAUAACCCGGGGGAAUUAGUGAUUCACUUGUCUUACUCUUCGCCACAAACCUUUACCUCAUUUAUACCCAGAUGGGUAUAAUCUUCCCCACAAACUCAAGAUACUGUUGCAAAACACUUUAUUGAAAAAAAGAAAAAUCUACCAAAUUAUGCAUACAUUUAUUUAUAUAUUUAAUAUAAACAAAAAUAUAAAUCUGCAGGUACAAUGCAGUUAAAAUGCUAAUUUGAUGAAUAGAAUAACCUUCAUGUUCUGACCAUCCUGCACAUGUCCCACCCACCCCCAUGAUGGAAAGGAUCCAUUUUAUAUACACAAAGCACCGAUCAACAGUGCUCCAUUUCCCCCCUGCUCAACUGGAUCCCACUGCCCACUUACCCGACAUUCAUUUAACAUACUUUCUGUGCUUGAGUGAUCUUGUAUGGCUUAAUAGACCAAUAGAAUAGUCCCAAAAACUGCUAACCCAGCCCUUCUGGCACUCUAGACAAGCUAGAGCAAACAAAGUAUUUAAAAGAUUUCAAAUAGUAUUUCAAUUCAGAUCUGACACUUAAAGCUGACCAGUGACAUCCACAGCUCUUUCCCCUGCGUGCUGUGACCACCUCCUUUCCCCCAACCCCAAUGCUGGUCUAUGUAAAGAUGGCCUGAGCAUGAAGGACACUCUGCACAUUCAUUUUGGAAAGGCAGCCAUAGAAUUGUUCCAUGUAAAAUAAAUUACAUGCCAAGUGUAAAGCAUAAAAUGUGGAUCGUUCCAAACGCAAUGCCGGCAAAUCACAAAUGUAGU
Molecule: messenger RNA, 4169 nt
Organism: Oncorhynchus masou masou (cherry salmon)
Lineage: Eukaryota; Metazoa; Chordata; Actinopteri; Salmoniformes; Salmonidae
Gene: ccdc83
Product: coiled-coil domain containing 83
Exons: 10
Coding region: 1898-3112 (404 amino acids)
Source: RefSeq, a predicted model, not a curated record